AUGAUUCUGACAUUGCAGGGAAGGAUUAUCAAUAUAGCAUCGGUUGUUGGUCUAACUGGGAAUAUAGGGCAAGCCAACUACAGUGCUGCAAAAGCUGGAGUAAUUGGUCUGACAAAGACUGUUGCAAGGGAAUAUGCAAGCAGAAACAUUAAUGUCAAUGCUAUUGCCCCAGGAUUCAUAGCAUCUGACAUGACAGCCAAGCUUGGAGAAGACCUUGAGAAGAAAAUCUUGGCGACUAUCCCCUUAGGAAGAUAUGGCCAACCGGAAGAAGUUGCUGGGCUGGUGGAAUUCUUGGCUCUCAGUCCUGCUGCCAGCUAUAUCACUGGACAGGUGCUCACCAUUGAUGGAGGUAUGGUUAUGUAAGUCAGAGAUCCUACCUGGUUAAGGCUUUCAGCAUUUACAACUGUCAGUUUUGGAACUAGAGUGCAGCAACCUUAGUUGUUUAUUUAGUCGAUACUGUUAUCCUAUAAUAGGCAUAUGCUGUUGUUGGCUAGUCUUCUUUCUUUCAUUUUUUUCUCCUUUUGGUGCUUUAGUGUAGUUUUUUAAUAAAUAGAUGGUUGGGCAAGUGUGACAGAAUUCCAGCGAAGCUUGUUAUAUGACAUUUCAACUAAGUGAGAAUCUUGGAACUUUCCAUUUAGGCAGAAGAUUGCGUGAAUUUUAGUUAGUUUAUAUAGUGGGAGUGUAUGCAUAUAUAUAUUUUUACUUAUCAUAAUGCAUUUGGAAUCAGUUUUUGAGGUACAA
This is a messenger RNA of Carica papaya (papaya), 741 nucleotides long. The record is from RefSeq and is a predicted model, not a curated record. NCBI's taxonomy places the organism in Eukaryota, Viridiplantae, Streptophyta, Magnoliopsida, Brassicales, Caricaceae.